AUGGCGCACCUGCGUCUGCUCGUCAGCUUGGUCGGGGCCAGCGCCGUGCCCAGCCUGGCAUACGAUGACGAGCUCAAUUUGAUGCAAAUAUGGAAGACAUCCGACACGAACGUCUCGAGGCAAUCACCGACUGAUGGUGGAUUGAAGUCGUGGCUGAUCACGCUGAAGAGCGAUGCUACACCUGACGAGGUGCAAGCUUUCUGUCAGGAGUUCCAAAGCCCGAUGUACUUGACGCAGGCGCCAUUCUGUCAAGGGUUCAGUUCAGUCGAAGGGCUCCAGCAGAUACUGGAGAAGUACCCUGGGCUGGUCGCCUCACACGAAGAGGACCCGUACACAACGAAGGCCACAGAGCACAUCAUACCAGAUGACAUUCCGCUCGAGCGGCGUACCUACCCGUGGGGCAUCAGAGACAUCAACGCGCACGUGGUCCGGGGGCGGGGCAAGGGCGUGAACGUGUACGUGCUAGACACCGGCAUCCGCACGACGCACGUCGCUUUCGGCGGCCGUGCCUUCGCCGCAUUGGACAUUGCUUCAAAGGGGGUCGGCGGAUAUGCAAGAGUGCGCGCCAACUGA
This is a messenger RNA of Prorocentrum cordatum, 573 nucleotides long. The record is from the annotation of a GenBank genome assembly. NCBI's taxonomy places the organism in Eukaryota, Dinophyceae, Prorocentrales, Prorocentraceae.